GUAUCCAGGCGUAAAAUCCAACUUUGCGCGCAAAUUGCUGACUAACUAUAUUGAUAAAAGAGACAAACACGAGUUUCGGUGAAGACUAAAGUUUCUAAAGACUCGACAGCGUCACGAACAGACUUGAGCCGACACGUACAGUUACAGUGAGGAGUCACAGGCUGCUGCAGGCGAGCGCAGUGUGAGCAGCACCGACUGGGCGUGUGUGUUACACACUGGGUGUGUGUUACCAUCCUCAUCAACCUGGAGAGCUGGGUACUCUUUUGGGAUACGCACACUGCGCGUCAGUUUCCACAACAUCCGUUUUUACCCGGAAGUGGUAGGUGCAUCUUCUCUGCACUGAAAAGUGGUUACAGAGUGAUGUUUUCAUCAUAGUUCGGACUUUUUAAACAGAAAAAUGGCGUGGAAAAGCAAAGGCUCCCCUCCACCUCUUCCUCCGGCAUCCUUACAUCUCCUCGUCCCUCCAGUGAGACUCAUGUCUGCUUUCAUGUGGCAAGUGGUGCAGCAGCACAGUGUGAUGCAGUAUGACAAACUGGUGGACUUCAUCAGUUUGGCGACAGAGAUGGUCCCGGAGCUUCUGAGUCCCUGUCAGAGAGCUCAGCUCAUCCUGGGCCUCAGAGCAAGGCUGGUCCUGGAGCUGUGUCGAGGCGAUGGCGUCGCCAACCUGCAGUUCAUCCAGAGCCACCUGGACAAAAUCCACGCCUGCAGCGCUGAAUUGAGCUCCACUGAUCAGAUGAACAGUGCGGAUAUACUGAAGAUCUCUUACACCAACUUUGCCAGCCUGGUUCAGAACCUCUUGAAUGUUCCUUAUGAAAAGGAGUUAUUCUUCCAAGAGGUUUUUCCCACAAACUACGGCUCCGCUUAUGACCAAAGACUGCAGCAGCUGGUGUCUGAGUUCCUGUGCAGGCUGGAGCAGCUGCUGCCGGUACCAGACCUGCAGCAGACAGCAGCGUGGCUCACUGAAACGACGUCGUUGUCAGAAGAAAUUGGACUGCAUCUGUCCGAACCCUUCGCCCUGAAGAGCCUGCUGCUUCAUCACAGACAGUCGGGGACUCUCAGCUCGGCUCCUCCCAGCGGUGAGGAAGAUAACCUCUUGUCCACUCUGGCCCUCCCUGCUUCAACAGGAGUGGAAAGGUUCAUUGAGCCUUACAGUGGGGACGAUAGUGAUUAUGACAAUGAGGAAGUGACGGUGGCACUGGAAGAUUUAGAAGACGAUUCAGAUGUCCGUGCAGAUGAUUGGUUGCCAAAAAAUGAAUCAGGACGUCUGUCUCGCGUAUUCAUCUGCCCUCAGUGCUCGUUCACUCACCACACAAAGAGGAAGGUCCUGGAGCACAUCAAGAGCGAGCACCAUGCAGCGGCUCCCCUCCAGAAAAAACUCUCUGCGAGAAAUGCAAGAGCAAAGACUAGUCAAGAUGCAGAAAAGAAGAAAGUAGGAGGCAACUCAUGCAAAAAGAGGAAACGCAAACAAAAAGAAGGUGGUGAAAAAAAGCGAGAACGGAAGCAGAAGAAGGACAACUUGGAAAACAAGGAGCGAUGUAGAUGGAAAGACAAAAGAUUUCUGAUCACGAGACCCGUGACCAAAAACUUCACAGAUGAGGAAACCAAAUGCACAAAGUGUGGAAAGCUUUUUGAACAUCCGAAUCAGCUGAAGGCUCACAUGAAGCUUCACAGCUUCGCGUACCACUGCAGCCAGUGUGAGAAGGGAUUCACCAGCUCCUCGGGAUACUAUCAGCACCAGAGACUCCACAAGCGAGGGCGGAUAUUCAUCUGCAGCCAGUGCAACAAGGGCUUCCUGUGCAGACAUUCGCUCAAGCAGCACGAGCAGCUGCACGAAGGCCCCUCGAACCUCUGCACUAUCUGCGGGAAAGGCUUCAGCAAAGCGGGCAUCACGAGACACAUGCAGAUGCACCGGGGCGAGCGCAAUUUCUUGUGCACCACUUGCGGGAAGUCGUUUCUGUCCUCCGGGGAGCUGCUGCUGCACAUUCGGUCUCACACGGGCGAGCUGCCGUACACCUGCACGCACUGCGGGAAGGGCUUCUCCACCAAGAGUCACCUGAACGUGCACACGCGCUCGCACACCGGGGAGCGCCCGUACAUGUGCACGGAGUGCCCGAAGCGUUUCCUCACGCUGAACUGCCUGAAGAGACACACGCUCAGCCACAACGGGGUGAAACCGUUCAAGUGUCCGAACUGUGAGAGAGAAUUCUCCCAGCAGGGCAAUCUGAAGAGACACCUGGCUACUCAUAAACCUGACACAUAAUAAUGUGUAACUUUCAGUGUUGUUCGUCCACCUUGUGAUGUUUUUUUUUGAAAAGCGCUGUACAGUUAAAACUAAGUCUCAUGUUCAUAAAAAGCCUUAAAAGUA
This is a messenger RNA of Acanthopagrus latus (yellowfin seabream), 2365 nucleotides long. Its product is annotated as zinc finger protein 2 homolog. Bases 398 to 2260 code for a protein of 620 amino acids. The transcript has 9 exons. NCBI's taxonomy places the organism in Eukaryota, Metazoa, Chordata, Actinopteri, Spariformes, Sparidae. Gene Ontology annotation, molecular function: RNA polymerase II cis-regulatory region sequence-specific DNA binding; DNA-binding transcription factor activity. The record is from RefSeq and is a predicted model, not a curated record. Gene Ontology annotation, biological process: regulation of transcription by RNA polymerase II.